CGGCCGCCGUGCCCUUUCCGGCGGGCGGGCGUGAGCCAAGGGCGCAGGAUGCCGGGGAGGCGGGUGGCGGUGUCUUCGGCGGCGGCGGGGCUACUGCUGGUGGCCUGGGUCGGGUUGCUGCUUUGUUCGGCGCUGGCGCUCUUCGCCGGCGGCUUCCUCCUGGUGCGGCUGGAGCUGGGCUAUCGCAGUGACUGUGCGCUACCGCCGGGCGGUCCUCCGCUGCCCGCCCGCCCGCUUCGGAGCCCCUGCUGGCUGCCGGCGCGCUUCGCCCGGGCGGCGCUGGUGCUGAUUGACGCGCUGCGCUUCGACUUCGCGCGGCCCCGGCCAGACCCCUCGGCUGGCCCGCCGCGACCCUUCGAGGACCGGCUGGGAGUCCUGCACCGCCUGGCUCUCCAGCAGCCCCGCCACGGCCGCCUCUACCGCUUCCGUGCCGACCCGCCGAGCACCACGAUGCAGCGGCUGAAGGCGCUGACCACCGGUUCGCUACCCACCUUCGUGGACGCCGGCAGCAACUUCGCCUCCUACGCCAUCCGCGAGGACAACCUGCUCUGGCAGCUGGCCAGCAAUGGGAAAAAAGUGGUCUUCAUGGGGGACGAUACCUGGGACGGCCUCUUCCCCCAGGCCUUCCACCGGGCCCACUUCUUCCCUUCUUUUAACGUGAAAGAUCUGCACACAGUGGACAACGGCAUUUUGCAGCAUUUGUACCAGACAGUGGAUGAUGGCGAGUGGGAUCUACUUAUUGCCCAUUUUUUGGGUGUGGAUCACUGCGGUCACAAACAUGGACCAGAUCACCCUGAAAUGGCCAAGAAGCUCUCCCAGAUGGAUGAGAUGCUCAGUUCACUGGUUGACCACCUGGGAAAUGACACGCUCCUCCUGGUGGCAGGGGACCACGGCAUGACAGCGACCGGGGACCACGGUGGAGACAGUGAGGAGGAACUCGACGCGGCUCUCUUUGUGUACAGCAAGGCUCCGCUUUUCCGGGACCUUCCCCCUGAGGAGCCCCAGACGGUCCCACAGGUGAACCUGGUGCCGACCUUGGCUCUCUUGUUGGGGGUGCCAGUGCCGUAUAGCAACAUUGGGGAAGUGAUGGCUGAUCUCUUUGCAAGUGAGGGGGAUGCAGCUGCCUCGCUCCGUGCCCAGCUGGCAGCCUACAACAUCAAUGCCAGGCAGGUGGACCGCUUUCUGCACUCCUAUGCAGAGGCCGCUCAGGACCUCCCGGCGGAGAAACUGCAGCACCUUCAGCAUCUCUUUCGCUCCGCCACGGAGGAGCACGAGCGCCUCUUGGCCCAGGAGGCUUCUCUGGUCCUGCCGCAGAUGGAGGGGCUCCGGACACGUUUCCAGCAGUACCUGCAGGAGGCCCGGGCCGUGUGUGCCGAGUCCUGGGCCCGCUUCCAUCCCGGCUGCAUGGUGGCCGGCUGCGCCCUCUUGACCUCCUCCUGCCUGCUGUGCUACGUGGCCUCCCAGGUGGCCACUCGCCUGGACUUCUCCUACCGCCACUUCUUCCUCUACCCCCUGCUCUGGGGGUUGGCGGGGGUGACCCUCCUGGGGCUGGCUCACGUCUUCAGGGGGGCCAGAGCUGACCUCCUUAUGCUGUCCUCCGGGGGGGCGGCGACUUCCCAACUGGGCUUCUUCUGGCAUUGCUGGACCAGGCGCCCCCCAGCCCUGCAUACGGCUGGCCUUUGCCCCCCGUUGGAGGGUUUCAGGCUGAAGCCGAGGCUCUGGGCGGGGCUGCCCCUGGGCAUCCUGUUCCUGCGUUGCGCAGCCAUGCUUUCGGACAGCUUUGUCGUGGCGGAGGGACAGGUGGUGCCCUUCCUGCUCACCUCCCUGGUGCUGCUGGAGGCUCUGAAGCUGCAGUGGAAGGGCAGGCUGGACGGCUCUCUGCUGUGCUGGCAGCUGCUGGCCACCUUGGGCGUUGUCGUGGUGUGUGCACGGCUCUCAGGGCUUUUCCAGAAGUGCCGCGAGGAGACCCCUGUUUGCCAGACUGCCUCCAUUUUGGGGCCCCUCUCCAGCGUGCAGGAACCGAGGACCAAGAACCUCUAUUACGGGCUGUGUGUGGGGGCGGUGGCGAGUCUGGUGUGGGGCACCCGCUGCUGGCUGCGCCAUUACGGCAACCUGAACAGCUCCUGCGCCCUGGUCCUUUUUGUGCGGUGGGGAUUCCCACUCCUGGCCCUGACCCUGGCCGGUUACUGGGCCAUCACCUCUGGCGCCGAAGAGAUGCUGAUCAAACGCCACGCCUGGGCCCAGCUGGCUUUGGAGGCCUUCCCCCGCGGGAUUUACGUCUUGGUGAUGGCGGGGCUGCUCCUGGUUUUGUGGAAGCCCAUGACCGUCUUUCUGGAAGGCAGCCAAGAGCCACCCCUCAUGUCCUCCACCUCCGAGGCCUUGAUCCCCCAGCUGGACCGCCGGAUCCAGGAGUCUCUGAAAAGCCGGCUGGAGGAAACGCCCGGUGGUUGCAGGGCCACGGUGGUCGCCUACGGGCUGGGCAGCGUCUAUUCGGCCGCCUUGCUCAUCAGCCUGGCCCUGCUGGGCUUCCUUCUGAUGACUCUGCACACGGAACGGCUCAGCCUGGCCUUCCUCCUGCUGUUCGUGGAGGCCUUCGCCCUGCUGUGGAUGCACGCCUGUGCCAGGGCCCUCUCUGCAGACUCGGACCCCUUUGUGGUGCCGUGGGAAGCCCUGGUUGCUUGGGCUCUUGCUGCCGCCCAGUUUUUCUACGCCACUGGCCAUCAGCCCGUCUUCCCCGCCAUCCACUGGAACGCGGCCUUCGUGGGGUUCCAGCAGGGACACGCCACCAAUCUGCUGCCUGCGUUCCUCGUUGGGGCCAACACUUUUGCCUCUCAGAUCCUCCUGGCAGCUGGCUGCCCAUUACUUCUGCUGUGGCCCUUUGUCUGUGAGGCCAGCACCUCCGGGGCCGGGAGGCCAAAGACGCGACUGCAGGACAGGGAGGAGCCGAUGAUGGAGAUGAAGCUGCGGGAGGCGCCGGAGCGGUUUUCAGCAGCCCUGCUGCAGCUGGGCCUCAGAUACCUGCUUAUUUUGGGGCUUCAGCUUCUGGCUUCUGUUUUGGCAGCCAUGAUUCUCAGGAGACAUCUGAUGGUGUGGAAGGUCUUUGCCCCAAAGUUCCUCUUCGAAGCGGUGGGCUUUGUGGUGAGUUGCGUCUUUCUCCUCCUGGGCCUUGGCCUGGUGAUGCGCGUGGAUUGUGCUGUCAGCAAGUGGUUCAAGCAGGUCAUCCUUGCGCAGUCCAGAUAGCGCAGCAGUGCAAAGGAGUCGGUCGAGUCAGUGCUUGCAAUGAGGAGAUGCUCUCUGCUUCCUCUCUCUGCCAAGGACAGAGACUUUGGGAGCAGCAGAAAGGAGGGGACCUUGGUUGCACCAUAUGAAUGGCGGGCAGAUGCAGCGGAACGGCCCCCUGGCAAGACUUGCCAAGGAAUGGGAAGAAGCACCAGAUGAAACCAAAGAGAACUUUCGGUUCCUGCACGCCGGGUGCCUGGGGCGCACAGACAUGUUGUGGGGAACGACAGGGUGGCAGUUCUUUCUUUCUUUAUAAUUCUGGAGGAUUCAGCAACUACCUCGGAAGGAGAGUGUGCAGCAGGCUGGCUUGGCGACAGUUUGGCAGCCCUGGGCGUCCCAGGCCCGGUUGGUACUGAACAGUGUCCUGGGGAGGGAAGCUCCAGCAGGGCCAAGCGGUGGGCAAGGUGCUUCGCCUGGCUCAGGGGCUCUGAGACACAAGGCCAGGCUUGAAGGCUGAAUGGCCAGGGAUUUGGAGAUCAUUGCUGCUAUCAAGUUGAGAUGCUAGAUUCUGGGUUCCAGGUUUUGGAUUUGGCUUUUUGAAAUAAAAGUACAGCUUUUCAGAUUGGAGUAGUAGCUUCAAUGGCUGCUCAUAUGGUCUUGGAGAGCUAAGAAGGAA
Molecule: messenger RNA, 3895 nt
Organism: Crotalus tigris (Tiger rattlesnake)
Lineage: Eukaryota; Metazoa; Chordata; Lepidosauria; Squamata; Viperidae
Gene: PIGO
Product: phosphatidylinositol glycan anchor biosynthesis class O
Exons: 10
Coding region: 49-3240 (1063 amino acids)
Biological process (GO): GPI anchor biosynthetic process
Cellular component (GO): endoplasmic reticulum membrane
Molecular function (GO): mannose-ethanolamine phosphotransferase activity
Source: RefSeq, a predicted model, not a curated record